Molecule: messenger RNA, 4180 nt
Organism: Bemisia tabaci
Lineage: Eukaryota; Metazoa; Arthropoda; Insecta; Hemiptera; Aleyrodidae
Product: plasma membrane calcium-transporting ATPase 2
Biological process (GO): calcium ion transmembrane transport; regulation of cytosolic calcium ion concentration
Cellular component (GO): intracellular membrane-bounded organelle; plasma membrane
Molecular function (GO): ATP binding; P-type calcium transporter activity
Source: RefSeq, a predicted model, not a curated record
UUGAGCAUCGAGCGGCGCGCGACAGACGUGAAUCGGGAACGUCUUGAGGCGGGAUGUUUCCACUAAUGUCUUUAAAUAAUCUAUCCGCUAUCAGAUUUGAGGUUAACACGCCCAAAAUUUACGACCGAGAUAGCGAAAACCAGGAACUCAAGCGGAAUAGUUUAAGUUCAUGUUCAAAUUUAGUGACACUUGUAUUUUGUAAUGUGCGCGAUCCCGACGCUACACCAGUUAAAGCCGCAUGGACGCAUCAAAAGAUGACAAGGAAGCGAAGGCUGCGGUACCCGGAGCACCCCCUCCGCUGGCGGUGCCCCCUGGCGGACAAGUGGGGCACCAGUCGGAGCGGCGUUCCGCCAAACGAAUCAGCGUCCUCUCGGCGCCGGACAAGCUCCUCGAGCCGGGCAAGUCCUUCGGGAUCACCCUCUACGAGCUCAAGGUCCUCAUGGGGAACUACGGGCGGCGCAGCGUCAAGGCCCUCUACGAACUCGGAGGGAUCGAGGUUCUUUGCGCCCGCCUCCGCACUGACUCCGCUGAGGGACUUAAGGACACAGAGCAGCUGCUGAAGUUACGGAAGGAGUUCUUCGGAUCGAACCAACUCCCCACCGAGGAGCCGAUCCCGUUCAGGGUGUUCCUGCUGGAGGCCAUGAAGGACUACGUGCUCUACAUGCUCACCUUUGUGGCGGCCUUGUCUAUGGUCACGUUCAUAAUCAAGAGCUCCAUGGGUCACGCUGGACACGAGUGGGUCGACGGCCUCGCAAUCUUCUUCUGCGUCGUCGCAACCUCCCUCACCAAUGCCGUCAACGACUACUCCAGGCACCGCAAGUUCCGAUCCUUGAAAACCAGGCUAGUUCACGAUAAAGAGUUCUCUGUCGUGCGAAACGACUCGGCGCAGCAGAUCCCUGUCGAGGAGAUCCUGGUGGGCGACGUGUGUUUGCUGAAGGCCGGAGAUCGGAUCCCGGCGGACGGGGUUCUCAUCCAAGGGACCCACCUCACCAUCGACGAGUCGGCCAUGACAGGGAUCUCCGAUUCCGUCAAGAAGGACGAGAGAAGGGACGUCUUCCUGCUCUCUGGCACUCACGUCAUGAACGGCAUAGGCAGAAUGGUGGUGACAGGCGUGGGCGUGAACUCCCAGGCGGGGAUCCACCUGCUGGCAGAGUGGCACGAGGAGAACAUAUUCCGUCGGCACGUGGACGCGACGUCGCUGGCCCACCAGUCGUCCACGGUCUCGGACCACAUGUUCCCGGCGGAGCGGCCGAUGAACGAGAACCUGGACCACGACUCCUACCUCCAGAAGAAGCUCUCCCUGGUCGCCGUCAAGAUCAGCUACGUCGCCACCGCCCUCGCCGUAGUCGUCACCCUCAUCCUAAUCCUCCGCUUCACGGCCACGCAGUACUCCUUCAACGACGACCGAUUCGAGGUCGUCUCUUUCCUCGGAUACACCAUGCACUUCAUUUUCAUCGGGGUCUCAAUACUCCUGGUGGCCAUCCCGGAAGGCUUACCGAUGUCGAUAGCCAUCGGCCUGACGUACACGGUGAAGCAGAUGCUGAAAGACAACUGCUUGGUGCGGCACAUCAACGCCUGCGAGAAGAUGGGCAACGCCACCUCGAUCUGCUGCGACAAGACGGGAGUCCUCACCACGAAUCGCAUGGCCGUCGUCCAAGCCUUCAUUAGCCAGGUCCCGUGGCGGACCAUCCCCCAGUUCGAGCUUCUCCCCAAAACCGUCGGCGAGCUCAUCGUCGAGUCUAUCGCUUACAAUUGCUCUUACAUCUCAAAUGUAAUUCCCAGUGACAGGAUCGGAGCGUUGCCUAGCUACGUCGGGAACCGCACGGAGUGCGCCUUGCUGAGGUUCUCGCUGAACCUGGGGCAGGACUACCACUCCCUGCGGAAGAAGAUCCCGGAGGAAGACCUCGUCCACGUGUACCCGUUCGACUCGGAGCGGAAGAUGAUGAGCACUGUGAUCCAGACGGAGCGCGGCUACCGGGUCUUCACGAAGGGGGCUACAGAGGUGAUCCUGGCCAAGUGCAGCCGCUUCCACGCCGAGGACAGCGCCGUCAAGCCCAUGACCGAGAAGGACCUCAAGUCCUUUCUCUACAAAGUCAACAACCCCAUGGCCAACGACGGGUUGAGGACCAUCGCUAUCGCCUAUCGGGAUUUUCGGGAUAAGUACGAGUGCUGGGAGGAUGAGAAAGAGGUGGUGAAAGACAUGAUCCUGCUCUGCAUCCUGGGGAUCGAGGAUCCGAUCCGUCCGGAGGCCCCUGUGGCGAUCCGGCAGUGCCAGGAGGCGGGGGUGACGGUGCGGAUGCUGACCGGGGACAACAUCCACACGGCCCACGCCAUCGCGGUCAAGUGCGGGAUCCUGGAGAAGGACGACAACCACCUCGUCCUCGACAGCAAGACCUUCAACAAGCGGAUCCGCGGCGAGCAGGGGGUCAUCGACCAGCGGCUCAUGGACAAGAUCUGGCCCAAUCUCCGCGUCCUCGCCCGCUGCUCCUCCAAGGACAAGUACACCCUCGUCAAGGGCAUCCUCGAGAGCAACUUCAACAACAAGAGCGAGGUUGUUGCCGUCAUCGGCCGAGAAACAAGGGACGCUCUAGUGUUGAAACGAUCGGACAUCGGCUUCGGCCUCAACAUGACCGGCACGGACGUCACCAAAGAAUCCUGCGACAUAAUCCUCCUGGACGACAGUUUCGGCAGCAUCCUCAAAGCCCUCCUCUGGGGCAGGAACCUCUACGACAACUUCUGCAAAUUCCUCCAGUUCCAAGCCAUAAUCAGUCUCACCGCGGUCACGCUCACCGUUGCCUGCGCCUUCACCUUCAACAACAGCCCUUUCGCGACCAUCCAACUGGUCUACAUCAACGUCUCCAUGAACCUGAUCGCUUCCAUGGUCCUCGCCACCGAGAACCCGAACGAGGCCAUCAUCUACCGGCCGCCGUACGGGCGCAACUACCCGAUCAUAACCAAGAAGCUGCUUGUAAAUAUCCUAGGUCAUAGCAUGUAUCAAAUGUGUAUUCUCUUCGUCUUGGUAUAUUACGGCGAGCGGAUCUUUAAAGUGCCCAGCGGGAGACAGGACUCGGCUGGCGAUAUCAUCCCCACGCAACACUUUACGAUUGUAUUUAAUGUUUUCGCACUUUUCAACCUGUUUAAUUUGUUGAACUGCACGAAGAUUAAUAAUCAAAGGAAUAUUUUCAAGGGUUUCCUCGACAAUCAUUUCUUGGUUCUCGUGUGGGUGUCCUUGCUGAUCGUCCAAUUUUUGAUAGUGCAGUAUGGGCACGAUAUUUUUCUCACCAAGCGGCUGAAUUCGCAGCAAUGGCAGUGGUGUUUGGCCAUCGCUGCGUCCAUAUUCGUCUGGCACCAGAUUUUACUAACCAUUCAGUAUUACUAUAGGGAGCAAUUGAGGGAGGAGCUGGAUUACAGGGCGCCGGAGGUUGUUCUGGAGCAAGACAGGGGGAACUACCCCCGUGAGGAGAACAGGCCUAGAGAGAUGUGGUCCAACGCUAUCAAUGAGGCUAGAAUAAAGAUAAGAAUUGUAAAAAUGUGGAAGAAGCUGGUUGAUAAUAAGGAUGAAACGGAAGAUACACAAGUAUCUAAGGUUUGAUAUUCGAUUAUUUUCACGGAAAUUAUAUUGAGUAUUGAGUACGAUGCGAUUUUUAGGCUGAAAUAUUAAGAUCUCUCUCGAAAUCUCCUUGAGAAUGUUUAAGAAAAGUAAAGAAAUUUCCACGUGCUGAGGAGCUCUCUGCGAGCUCUCUAGUCACGGAAGUUUCAAGGAGUGUCUUGACAUUCUAGCAACUUCUCUCUAUUUCAAGGUGAUUUUUACAGCCAGCUGUUUAAAUUUGAUUGGGGCAAUAUAAAAUCUAUCACAUGAAUCUAUCCUGCCCCACCUUGAGUUUUUCUAGUUCUUUGUGGAAACCGUAACAACAUAAAUACACUGAUCAUAAGGGAAAAAAUCUUAACAUGAUCGUCGUUUUGUGGUAAUUUUAACCAUAUCUUUUGGAUGUGCGUUCUUUUUGCCCAAUCCUAAAUUAUAUUUCAUUGUAUCAUCAACCCGUAGUCUAUUUGACUGCUCUCAAUUGGCGAUAGGCUUUAAAAUCUGCUGAGAAGGCAAAUAAGAUUUGCAAAUUUCUGUAUACAUUUAAUUCGUCGAAAAUUAGAUAGUCAGAUUGGCGGGGUUGAGGUGUACGUAAGA